Messenger RNA from Amphiprion ocellaris (clown anemonefish), 2398 nucleotides. RefSeq names its product cortexin-3. The coding region runs from base 381 to 632 and encodes 83 amino acids. The transcript is spliced from 2 exons. NCBI's taxonomy places the organism in Eukaryota, Metazoa, Chordata, Actinopteri, Pomacentridae. The record is from RefSeq and is a predicted model, not a curated record.
CAUCCCUGCCUGUGUGACUGCGGGGAUGAGCGGCGCGUCAGGACAAGGAGGGAAAAAAACACAAGCGAGCAGCAGAGGGUGAGGUCUGUGCCGGCUCAGUCAGCAAAGACAGAAGAAGAAAUCAGCACUGCGAGGCUUUUUUUUCCUGUCAUGAACUGAGGAGCUGUGCGUUCUGCAAGGACGCGUCUGUUCGCUGUGUUUUUUUUAAUCGGUCCAAGAGGCUGAAAACAAGAACCGUCGGAUCCAGCGGAAUGGAGACCUGCCGCUGACGGAGAUCCCCGAGCUCCCCUCUGAUAACAACAGGUCUUAUCCACUGAGCCCAUCUUCCCCUCAAAAAUCUUUAAGCAACCGACAAAGAGCUGGAGCCGAGACGAUCAAGCAUGGAUGUGCCCAGGAUGGCUGAGGGCCUCUUCAGCAGCACGCUGUCCUCGUCAGGUGGUGGCCAUCACGUGCCUUCCUACCUGACGCUGGAGCAGAAGGCCGCCUUCGUCUUCGUGCUGCUGCUCUUUAUCUUCCUGGCCCUGCUCAUUGUGCGGUGUUUCCGCAUCCUGCUGGACCCCUACCGCAGUAUGCCCUCAUCCAACUGGACUGACCACACUGAGAAAGACACAUUUGACUACCGCAUCGUCUGAGGAACGCAGAUUAGCAAGAAAACUUCUAAACAGACUGAUUGGAUGCUUGGAACAAAUGACUGCCGAUUCACCAGGAAAACAACAGCUUUCAGAAAAUCUUCUGAAAGCUAAGACUGAAAAAAAAUUGGACGACGUGUUGUCGUCAAAAAUGAGCGCAAACCAGAGUUCAACAGCUUCUCCCUGCCAAAUCAAAAGAAAAUUCUUUAACAAGACAACCAGAACUUUACUACUAAGAAUAUUGACCGAACCACAAACUAACAUGGCCCUCAGUCCAGGUGAUGCACCAGAGCCAAUUAGGGUUCACCCAUAAGUCCCUUCCCCUGCCAUCAGUUCUCUUGUGGACUACCUCACACCUCCUCCAUCUCAUGUGUGGAAGUUUUCGCUCACAUCUCACACAGGGUCGAGUAUCUUUUGAGAUCCAGUUGGAUAAUAACAGUGUUUACAUCUUUUCAUGUUUACUUACGUUCUUGUUUUUGUUUUUUUAAUUGAUAAUGUAGACAAUCAGUAUUUGAACUAGUUCAAGUGAAAAAAAACUAUUUGCAGAGUGAGGUUGUCGAAGUCUUUUGUUUUUGUGUAUUUUGUCUUAAUUUGUGGACAGAUGUGAGAGGAACAAGACUUUGUGUGAGUGAUAUGAGUCAGGCAAAGGAGAAUUUAAUGCCUUAUGUCUUUGUAAGAUAUUCUCUGAUGGUUCUUACCCUCUGGACAGGAAGAAAAGGCCAUGAAAAGGUUGGUGUAGAGGUCAUAAAGCAGGGUUAAUAAUCACAUAGAGGGACAUUGUGGUGGAAAACCUCCCUUUAAUUUUUAGGAGCCGUUUGAACAGACAAGAUGCCAGUGGUGAGUAACUCUUCUGUGUGUGUGAUUUAAAAAAAAUAAAUAAAUUGUCCUUUCAGUCAUGAAGGGACCUUCGGUGUCCACGUCUUUAGAUGUCAACAAACUAAAGAGGUAUUGAAGAAAAACAAGUUUACUGUGCUGUACCGUGUGCCUAAUUUGAAAAAAAAAAUAUCGAGAUAGAUGUUUUAGAAAAAAGAAAGAAAAUGGGUUCAUACUUUUGUCUUUAAAUGUAGUUUCUGUUUUUGUGUGGUGCCCAUUUAAAAAAAAAAAAAGACUUAAACAGCAUUUUACUGCCUGCAGUUGGUAUAUUGACAGUUGGUAUGCCAGAUCUGCAGAGUGUUGAUGAUGAAGAUGAUGAUAAUUUCUCAUCAAACCCUUUACGAACUGAUGUUGUGGCUCUUUUGUUGGGCAACUUUUCAACUGUGCGCCUUAUAGUGUAGAUUGUUUACAGUAUCGUAGGUAGUGGAGACACUGCUAAAGUGACCGUGUCUUUGCACUUCACAGAGAUGUCAUACAACCUGGUGAAAAUUUGAAAAAAAUAACAAAGUACGUUCCCUGAUCUCAUUCCUGCUGGGGCAGCAAGUGAACUGUGACCCUUUUGACGACAUGUGACGUUCUUGUGAUCUGCUGUGGCCUUUUCCUACCUAACACAGAUGUUGCGAUGUUGUGCUGAGGUGGUGUGCUUUGGGUUUUUUCUUUCCUUUUCUUUCUUUUUCUUUGUUCCCCGCAUGUAUUUUUUGCAGAGUAUUCUCUCCGUGCAUGAUAAAUGGUGAAGUGCUUUAAUCCUGAUGUUGUAGCUGUUGGUCAGUUGCUCUAGCAGCUAUUUCUUGUCUGUACUGGAGCCUUUUGUUUUCCAUUUGUUUUUCGCCUGAAGAUGCCGGGUUUUUUUUCUUUUUCUUUUGUUCUUUUGUAAUAAAAAUGAUCAGAGCGCACAA